GGCGUAGUAACAAUUCGUACAAAAAAAUUUUUAUGUUACAUUUGGCAUUUGGGUAAUACGCUUCUAACCCAUAAGUGUAUAAAUUACAAUCCUUUAUAUGGUGUAACAUUAUACAAUAGUAAAUCAUGCUAAAUUUAAAUUUGUAGAAUUUUAUAAUUUUAAAAAGGGCGUAAAAAGACUUGCUUUUUUGUUUCUAUUUGUGCACUAUAAUUUAUUGGUUAAAGUUGAUAAAUAUAGAUAUUUUCUUUUUAACAAAUUAAAAUUUUAUAAUAUUAUGUCUACUUUUCGAAUCGGAUUAAUUAAAGUAACAUUGAAUAGAGCAAUUGCAUUAAUUGAUACUAAUAUUUACGAUAGUGUACACAAACAAUUUGAAUUUGUAAAACAAAUAAUUCUUGCUGAUAACUCUCUUACAAAUGAUGAAAAAACUGAAGCAAUAAGAAUACAUAAAAAAGUUUAUGAUAAAGAAAAAAUUCUUAAUAAUGAAGGGACAAGAAGAAUUUGUGAAAAUUGUAAUCAAAAAUGUUUGGCUACAUCAUAUUGUGAAUAUUGUGUCCGAAAUUAUCUAAAAGCAAAAUUUUCAUAUUGGACAUCUAGAAAUAAUGUCAUAUAUAAUUUUAUACAAAAAUGUCAAAUUGAGUCACUUAUGCCAGAUAUGAUAGUUGAAUGGAUUCCAUAUAAUAAUUUACAAAAUAUUGAAUAUCUAACAAAAGGUGGAUUUUCUGAAAUUUAUACAGCAACUUGGAUUGAUGGAGGAUAUGAAGAAUGGGAUUCUGAGAAUCAACAAUUACAAAGAUUUGGAAAUCUUGAUGUAAUACUAAAAGAAUUAGAAAACUUUGAAAAUGCAAGUCAAAAUUGGUUUGAAGAGGCUAAAUCACAUUUAACUAUAAGUAAUAAAUGGACAAAUAUUGUUGGAUGUUAUGGUUUAACACAAAAUCCAUCAAAUGGAAAUUAUAUGCUUGUAAUGAGAAAGGCAAAUGUUAAUUUAAGAGAAUUUUUACAACAAAAUCAUAAUCAACUAAUAUGGAAAGAAAGAAUUGGAAUUAUUUAUGAAAUAAUUCAUGCACUUGAUAGUAUUCAUAGAGAGAACUCAAUUCAUAGAGAUUUACAUUCUGGAAAUAUAUUAUAUUUACAGUUUAGUGAUACUUGGCUUAUUAGUGAUCUUGGAUUUUGUGGCCCUGCAGAUAAACCAUCAACAAGUAUAUAUGGAAAUCUUCCUUACAUAGCACCUGAAAUUAUUAAUGGAAAAGAAUAUACUUUUAAAUCUGAUAUUUAUAGUAUUGGUAUGCUUAUGUGGGAAAUUUCAUCUGGACAACCACCAUUUUUUAAUCAUGAUCAUGAUUAUUAUCUUGCAAGAAAUAUCAUUAAUGGUAUGAGACCAAACACCAUAUCAGAAAUUCCCUUAAAUUAUAAAACUUUAAUGGAACAAUGCUGGAAUGCUAACCCAUUAGAAAGGCCUGAUACUUUUACACUUUGGAAAAAAAUGGAAGAAAUUAAAUUGUAUUAUCAACAUAAUCCAACUGAAUUACCUCAACUAAAAGCAAAUAUGGAUAAAAAAAUAAGCUAUGCAAAUGCAAGCAGUAAAUUAUUUACAAGUAAAAUUCAUAAAUUUGAAAAUUUACCUGAACCAAAAAAUGCAACAGAAGGUAUAACUUAG
This is a messenger RNA of Rhizophagus irregularis DAOM 181602=DAOM 197198, 1654 nucleotides long. The record is from RefSeq and is a predicted model, not a curated record. Lineage: Eukaryota; Fungi; Glomeromycota; Glomeromycetes; Glomerales; Glomeraceae.